Molecule: messenger RNA, 1276 nt
Organism: Macadamia integrifolia
Lineage: Eukaryota; Viridiplantae; Streptophyta; Magnoliopsida; Proteales; Proteaceae
Product: polygalacturonase-1 non-catalytic subunit beta-like
Exons: 2
Coding region: 51-1076 (341 amino acids)
Source: RefSeq, a predicted model, not a curated record
GGCACAUACCCAACUUUGCAACUCAUUUAGUUUUUUGUUUCAGUUUCACCAUGAAACAUCACAUUUUAUUGCUCGGACUUCUGAUAGCAGCAUACUUUAGUGGUUUUCAAGCUAAAAAUGCCUUCUUAGAGUAUUGGGAAGAGCAUAUAAAUCAUUCAUAUCCUCCACAUUGGUUAGUUGCAAAGGCUUCUCCAUUAAAUCUCCAUCAAGCAAAAUUGUUUAUGAAACUCAUGGAGGAAAAUGAAUUAGCUUCCCACUUGCAUUCAUUUUGUAAGCAAGCUAAUAUUGCUUGUUCAACAAAUGCUCUAGAGAAAAUGACAAUGGACAACACAACCUUGCCACCAAUUGCCCAGUGGAAUGGUAUCAAAGUGAUUUAUGAACACCUUCCAAAUGAAACACCCAUGUCAGUUGCUAGCCUCGGGGGAUUGCCAUUUUUCCGAGAGUCAAUGAUGAAAGAAGGAGGUUUCAUGCUUAUCCCUGAUCUAAGGGAUCCAAUGUCAUAUAGAUCAUUCUUACCGCAACCACUAGCAUCAAAAGUUCCAUUUUCAUUUGCUCAAAUUGAGGAAUUGAAGAAGAUGUUUGGUGUGGUGGAUGAAUCAAACAUGGAUGAAUUUAUUCAAGACACCCUCAAGAUAUGUGAGAAAAGACCAAUUCGAGAAGUCCAAAGCACCUGUGUGACUUCCGGUGAAGAUCUCAUUGAUUUUAUCGUUGAAAAAUUAGGGCACAAUGUAUGUAUAUGGAGUACUGAGAGCAUUGAAGGAUCUUAUGAGAAUGUCACAAUUGGAGAUGUGAAACUCAUACAUGGAAACCUGUCUGAACCACCAGCAUUAUGUCAUAGUCCUCCGUUCCCAUUUCAAGUCUAUUAUUGCCAUGUUUUUUAUAAAGUAAAAAUAUAUGUAGUUAAUAUACAUGCUCAGAAGAAAGUGAAUCAUGCAAUUAUGGUAUGUCAUUAUGAUACAUCAACUUGGAAUCCAAACCAUAUUGCAUUUAAGCUUUUAGGUUUUGGUCCUGGCCUAAUAGAAGUUUGUCAUUGGAUAAAUGAGAAUGGAUUGGUCUGGACAAAGAGUCUACUUUGAGAAACAUUGAAGAUCUGAUUAUCUUCUGAUUCUCUUUUAUGUAUUACAUGUUACUGGUUUUUCUAUUUGAUGGAUAAAUAAUGACCUGUUAUGUACUGGCAAAGCUAUUGUGCAUAGCCAUGCCAAGUGUUGUAAGAGAAAGGCAGAAAAUGUAGAAAGUAAAUUUUUAUCACUUUGUUCAGAAAAAUAUCACUGAAAGU